UAAUGCAAUUUUAGGAAAAUAAGAGUCACUUUUUGUAAUUUUCGACUUUAGAAAUCACUGCACAAUACCGGAUAACUAAACACCGGAGAAAAGCGACAGCACUUCGCCUGAUAUAUCGGAGACUAGACUUCAUCUGUAAAUCAGAACGCUCGCAAAAAUGGCUGCUUUAAACCUCUCAUCUCCAACACACUCUCCUUACUCUCUUCGACUGCUUUCCAAUUUUUCUAAUUCCAGAAAUGCCCCCGCUCUUUCUUUCAAUUCCCUUCCCAACCCCACCGCUUUCUUCCACUCCGCAUCCUUCAAGCACAGAUCGCCGGCGAAGCGCCGCCGCCCCGGCCUCGUCGUCUCCGCGCUGCAGAAGUUGUCGGAGACUGAGUCGGUGACGGUUUCCUCCGAUUCUGACGGAAACUUCCCGUCCGAGUCCGGUGUUUACGCCAUUUACGACAGCGGCGGCGACCUUCAGUUCGUCGGGAUAACGCGAAAUCUCGCCGUCAGCGUUCUCGCUCACAAAAAGUCCUUGCCAGAGCUUUGUUGCGCCGUGAAGGUUGCAGUCGUAGAGGACCCCGAUAAAACUGCUCUAACUGAAGCGUGGAAGACAUGGUUGCAAGAACACAUAGCAGCUACUGGGAAGGUUCCACCAGGGAAUGAACCCGGGAAUUCAACGUGGGUGAAAAGGGCUCCGAGAAAGAAGUCUGAUCUGAGGUUAACACCAGGCCGCCAUGUUCAACUGACAGUGCCUCUGGAGGAUCUCGUUGACAGGCUAGUGAAAGAGAACAAAGUGGUGGCAUUCAUCAAGGGUUCAAGAAGUGCCCCAUUGUGUGGCUUCUCACAGAGGGUCGUGGCGAUUCUUGAAAAUCAAGGGGUGGAUUACGAGAGCGUUGAUGUGCUUGAUGAAGAGUAUAACUUCGGUUUGAGGGAGACGUUGAAGAAUUACAGUAACUGGCCUACAUUCCCUCAGAUUUUUGUUAAUGGUGAAUUGGUUGGGGGCUGUGAUAUACUGACCUCCAUGUAUGAGAAAGGUGAGCUUGCUGAUAUGUUCAAAUAGAAUGUAAUCUUCAUAUUCUUUUUAUCUUUUUUUAAGAGUUGAUAGUGAAUUAUUUUGAAUCCAGAGAGAGAAAGAGGCAAAGCUAGUUGUAUUAAGUUAAGUGAUGUUAUGGGCUUGGUCCAUUUGUUUCAUGAAUCAAUGAAGAACAGGUUUCAUGAUAUGGAAGAAA
Salvia miltiorrhiza (redroot sage) is the source of this 1214-nucleotide messenger RNA. Its product is annotated as bifunctional monothiol glutaredoxin-S16, chloroplastic. NCBI's taxonomy places the organism in Eukaryota, Viridiplantae, Streptophyta, Magnoliopsida, Lamiales, Lamiaceae. The transcript is spliced from 2 exons. The coding region runs from base 158 to 1045 and encodes 295 amino acids. The record is from RefSeq and is a predicted model, not a curated record.